Messenger RNA from Gorilla gorilla gorilla (western lowland gorilla), 4638 nucleotides. It is a transcript of the gene METTL2B, whose product is annotated as methyltransferase 2B, tRNA N3-cytidine. The record is from RefSeq and is a predicted model, not a curated record. Bases 1 to 1134 code for a protein of 377 amino acids. Gene Ontology annotation, molecular function: tRNA (cytidine-N3)-methyltransferase activity. The transcript is spliced from 9 exons. Lineage: Eukaryota; Metazoa; Chordata; Mammalia; Primates; Hominidae.
AUGGCCGGCUCCUACCCUGAAGGUGCACCUGCAGUCCUCGCCGAUAAGAGGCAGCAGUUCGGAAGCCGACCGCCGGCCACGAGUCAAGCUGCCCUACCCGAGGCACUCUCCAAGGGGAGAGAAACUCCUAGGUCAGCGACUCACCCUGCUCGCAGCCAGGACGUGAGGCCCCGACGCUGCCCGUUUGAUUUUCUCGGGGACAAUGUGGAGUGGUCGGAAGAGCAAGCCGCGGCGGCGGAGAGAAAAGUCCAGGAGAACAGUAUCCAGCGGGUGUGCCAGGAGAAACAAGUUGAUAAUGAGAUCAAUGCCCACAAAUACUGGAAUGACUUCUACAAAAUCCACGAAAAUGGGUUUUUCAAGGAUAGACAUUGGCUUUUUACCGAAUUCCCUGAGCUGGCACCUAGCCAAAAUCAAAAUCAUUUGAAGGAUUGGUUCUUGGAGAACAACAGUGAAGUACGUGAAUGUAGAAACAAUGAGGAUGGACCUGGUUUAAUAAUGGAAGAACAGCACAAGUGUUCUUCGAAGAGCCUUGAACAUAAAACACAGACACCUCCUGUGGAGGAGAAUGUAACUCAGAAAAUUAGGGACCUGGAAAUUUGUGCUGAUGAGUUUCCUGGAUCCUCAGCCACCUACCAAAUACUGGAGGUUGGCUGUGGUGUGGGAAACACAGUCUUUCCAAUUUUACAAACGAACAAUGACCCAGGACUCUUUGUUUAUUGCUGUGAUUUUUCUUCCACAGCUAUAGAACUGGUCCAGACAAAUUCAGAAUAUGAUCCUUCUCGGUGUUUUGCCUUUGCUCACGACCUGUGUGAUGAAGAGAAGAGUUACCCAGUGCCCAAGGGCAGUCUUGAUAUUAUCAUUCUCAUAUUUGUUCUUUCAGCAAUUGUUCCAGACAAGAUGCAGAAGGCUAUCAACAGGCUGAGCAGGCUUCUGAAACCUGGGGGGAUGGUACUUCUGCGAGAUUACGGCCGCUAUGACAUGGCUCAGCUUCGGUUUAAAAAAGGCCAGUGUCUAUCUGGAAAUUUCUACGUGAGAGGUGAUGGAACCAGAGUUUACUUCUUCACACAAGAGGAACUGGACAUGCUUUUAACCACUGCUGGACUGGAAAAAGUUCAGAACCUGGUGGACCGCUGACUGCAGGUGAACCGAGGGAAGCAACUGACAAUGUACCGGGUUUGGAUUCAGUGCAAAUACUGCAAGCCCCUUCUGUCCAGCACCAGCUAAGAGGCACCUGCUGCCAACACGAUGCAAGCCCGUUGUGUUUCCGAGCUUUUUUUAAAAAAAAUUUGUAGCACCGGGCAUGGUGCAUGCCUGUAAUCCCAGCCACUCAGGAGGCUGAGGCAGGGAGGAUCCAUUGAGCCCAGGAGUCCAGCCUGGGCAAAAUAGCGAGAGACCCUGUAUCUGAAAGUAAUAAUAAAAUAAAAAGAAUAUAAAUGAGGUCUCGUUGAUGUUGGACAAUUCAAGAAUUCAGACUUGAACCUUAAACCUAGGAAAAGUUACUUUGUAUCAGGAUUCUAACAAUUAUACUUCAUAUUUGUGAAGUCGUUUAAAACAUAAUUUUCUCAAGUUCUUUCUUUGAGACCUCAAUCUGUCUUAGCAUUUUGUAACUAAUAACUGAAAUUUUAUUCAAAGGAAUUGUAAACCUUAAACCACCAAUUUAUUUCCAUGUGAAAAAGUGUUAUAUAUGACAAGUGUUUUUUGACUGUAAUUGCGUUAAAUCUUUUGAGAGUGUAAAUGCCGGGCUAGGCAAUUGCAGUUAAUACAUACAGGGGUUAGUGAAGGGCUUAUUAAGUUGUAGGGGAAGCAAGCUGGGAAGAAUCAGAUCAGAUAUUUUCCUGACAAAAAAAAAAUGACCCUGUAGACAGCAUCAAAAUGUGGUGUUCUCGUUAAGUAAUUGAUCGUGGUCUUCGCUUUAAUCUUAGUUCCGCCAGGCGCGGUGGCUCACACCUGUAAUCCCAGCACUUUGGGAGGCCGAGGCGGGCAGAUCAUCUGAGGUCAGGAGUUCGAGACCAGCGUGGCCAACAUGGUGAAACCCCGUCUCUACUAAAGAUAAAAAAAUUAGCUGGGUGUGUUGAUGGGUGCCUGUAAUCCAGCUACUCGGGAGGCUGAGGCAGGAGAAUCACUUGAACCCAGGAGGCAGAGGUUGCAGUGAGCUGAGAUUGCGCCGCUGUACUCCAGCCUGGGCAACAAAGCAAGACUCUGUCUCAAAAAAAUAAAAAAAAUCUUAGUUCCAUGGAAUUUUAAGCACUGUUCCCCCUCUAACCUAUGUCUAAAGAAUUAAAAGAAUUUGGCCGGGUGAGGUAGCUCAUGCCUGUAAUCCCAACACUUUGGGAGGCUGAGGCAGGUGGAUCACGAGGUCAGGAGAUCGAGACCAUCCUGGCUAACACGGUGAAACCUCGUCUCCACUAAAAAUACCAAAAAAAAUAGCUGGGCAUGGUGGCAUGCGCCUGUAGUCCCCUGUAGUUCCAGCUACUCAGGAGGCUAAGGCAGGAGAAUCGUUUCAACCUGGGAGGCAGAGGUUGCAGUGAGCCGAGAUCAUGUCACUGCAUUCCAGCCUGGGCAACAGAGGAAGACUCUGUCUCAAAAAAAAAAAAGAAAAGAAUUUUCACUUUUUGCAAAAUUAUCUUUUUUUACUGCACCCUUAAGUGUUUGACACAAAAGGAAUUGAGAGAACUUCUUAAUUUUAACCACAUCAUCACUUCACUUCUGAAUGUGAUCACUGUCAGUGUUAGAUGCUUUUUUUUUUUUUUUUUUUUUAGGAGACAGGGCUCUCACUUUGUUGCCCAGGCUGGAGUUCAGUGGUGCAAUGAUAGCUCAUUAUCACCUCGAACUUCUGGCUCGAGCCAUCCCUCCACCUCAGCCUCCUGAGUAGCUAGGACUGCAGGUGGGCACCAUCAUGCCUAGCUAAUUGUUAGAUCCUUUUUUUUUAUGUUCUGCAUUUUUUCAAUUAUUUUUACAUAUUUCUGUCUUGAUCCAUGUGGUUAUAGGAUAUAUCCUUAAUUUUAGAAAGUAAGGACUUUUCGACCAGGCAUGGCGGCUCACGCCUAUAAUCCCAGCACUUUGGGAGGCCGAGGUGGGCAGAUCACUUGAGGUCAGGAGUUCCAGUCCAGCCUGGCUAACAUAGUGAAACCCCGUCUCCACUAAAAAAUAAAAAACCAGCCCAGCAUGGUUGUGGGCGUCUGUAAUCCCAGCUACUCAGGAGGCUGAGGUAGGAGAAUUGCUUGAACCUGGGAGGCGGAGGUUGCAGUGAGCCGAGAUGGUGCCAUUGCACUCCAGCCUGGGCGACAAGAGCGAAACUGCAUCUCAAAAACAAAGAUGCCUAGCUUUCACCUUGUUGAUGUUUUUCUAAAUUUUGGAAUAAUAAAUUUAUAUAGGAAUACUGCAAGAAUAGUCCAUUUUUUUCUGAUGUCCCAACAUCAGCAAAUAUAUUACCAAAUAUAUCCAUCACAAGUAGGAAUACAUGGAAACAUUAAUGCCAGCCACUAACCAUUCAUGUUUACUCAGUAGUCCCAAUAAUAGCUUUGUCACACAAAAACAUGAUUAUGUUGGCUGAGCACAGUGGCUCCUGUAAUCCUAGCAUUUUGGGAGCCCAAGGCAGGAGGAUGACUUGAGGCCAGGAGUUCAAGACCAGGCUGGGUAAUGUAGCAAGACCCUGACUUUUUUUUUUUUUUUUUUUUUUUUUUUGAGACGGAGUUUCGCUCUUGUUGCCCAGGCUGGAGUACAAUGGCACGAUCUCGGCUCACCGCAAUCUCCGCCUCUCAAGUUUAAGUGAUUCUCCUGCCUCAGCCUCCCAAGUAGCUGGAAUUACAGGCAUGCACCACCAUACCCAGCUACAUUUUUUGUAUUUUUAGUAGAGACAGGGUUUCUCCAUGUUGGUCAGGCUGAUCUCGAACUCCUGACCUCAGGUGAUCUGCCCGCCUUGGCCUCCCAAAGUGCUGGGAUUACAGGCGUGAGCCACCACGCUCGGCCAAGACCCUGACUUUUUAAAAAAUGUUAAAAAUAGGCCGGGUGCGGUGGCUCACGCCUGUAAUCCCAGCACUUUGGGAGGCCAAGGUGGGCGGAUCAUUUGAGGUCAGGAGUUCGAGACCAGCCUGGCCAACUUAAUGAAACCCCAUCUCUGCUAACAAUACAGACCGGGCAUGGUGGCUCACACCUGUAAUCCCAGCACUUUGAGAGACCAAGGCAGGUGGAUCACCUGAGGUCGGGCGUUCGAGACCAGCCUGACCAACAUGGAGAAACCCCGUCUCUACUAAAAAUACAAAAUAGGCAGGUGUGAUGGCGCAUGCCUGUAACCCUAUCUACUUGGAAGGCUGAGGCAGGAGAAUCACUUGAAUCUGGGAGGCGGAGGUUGCAGUGAGCCGAGAUGGCGCCAUUGCACUCCAGCCUGGGCAACAAGAGUGAAACUCCAUCUCAAAAAAAAAAAAAAAAGUACAAAAAUUAUCUGGGCAUGGUGGUGGGCGCCUGUAAUCCCAGCUAUCUGGGAGGCUGAGUCUAGAGAAUCAUUUGAACCUGGGAGGCAGAGGUUGCAGUGAGCCGAGAUCGCGCCAUUGCACUCCAGCCUGGGCAACAGUGAGACUCCGUCUCAAAAUAAAAAACAAAAAAAAAUGUAAAAAAUAAAUAACUGUAUUGAUUUUAUUA